UGCUUAUAGGCUAAAGAUCACCUGGAUGAAAGGUCAUUAAGCUUUCUGCUGGGGGCUUGCUUUUGCUGUUGAAAGAGAAUUUUAGAGAGGGCUCCCUACAGCCUAGGGAGGCAGCCCGGGCUUCUGGCCCCUGCUCCAAACCACAGCGAAGAACUGGAUGAAGUUAAGACCAAUACUGAGCCACCAUGGCGUCUGUGUUUCGAAGUGAAGAGAUGUGCUUGUCCCAGCUGUUUCUGCAGGCUGAAGCUGCAUAUUGUUGUGUGGCAGAACUUGGGGAAUUGGGAUUGGUUCAAUUUAAAGAUCUAAAUGCAAACGUGAACAGCUUCCAACGAAAAUUUGUGAAUGAAGUCCGAAGGUGUGAAUCAUUGGAAAGAAUUCUCCGUUUCCUAGAAGAUGAGAUGAAAGAGGAGAUUGUGAUCCAAGUACCUGAGAAAUCUCCACAGACACCGCUACCUAGGGAAAUGAUUGAUCUUGAGAUCAUUUUGGAAAAGCUGGAGGGGGAGCUGCAGGAAGCAAAUCAGAAUCAGCAGGCUCUGAGAACCAACUUCUUGCAACUAACAGAACUCAAAUAUCUCCUGAAGAAAACAGAAGACUUCUUUGAGACUGAAAACAGCUUAAAUGAUGAUUUCUUUACUGAAGAUACCUCUGGACUCUUGGAACUGAAGAGUGUCCCUUCACCAGUGGCUGGGAAACUGGGGUUCACCGCCGGUGUCAUAAACAGGGAGAGAAUGGCUCCCUUUGAGCGUCUACUGUGGCGUGUUUGUCGAGGAAAUGUCUAUCUGAAGUAUACUGAGAUAGACACUCUUCUGGAGGAUCCUGUCACGAAAGAAGAGCUGAAAAAGAACAUAUUCAUCAUAUUUUAUCAAGGGGAUCAACUCAAAAAAAAAGUCAACAAAAUUUGUGAAGGAUUUAGGGCUACUGUUUAUCCCUGUCCUGAAGUGGCUUCUGAGAGGAGAGAAAUGUUGGCCAACGUCAAUGUGAGGCUGGAGGAUUUAAAUACUGUCAUAACUCAAACGGAAUCACACCGCCAGCGACUACUGCAGGAAGCGGCUGCCAACUGGUAUUCGUGGAGCAUCAAAGUACAGAAAAUGAAAGCCAUCUACCAUGUCCUAAAUUGCUGCAACAUUGAUGUAACCCAGCAGUGUAUUAUUGCUGAGAUCUGGUUCCCGGUGGCAGAUACUGUAGCUAUCAAAACAGCAUUACAGCAAGGAGUUGACAGAAGUGGCUCACCCAUUGCCCCCAUUAUGACAGCAGUGGAAAUGAAAUCAACUCCUCCUACUUUUAAUAGAAGCAAUAAAUUCACUGCUGGCUUUCAGAACAUUGUGGAUGCUUAUGGAGUAGGGAAUUACCGGGAGAUGAAUCCAACCCCCUACACCAUCAUUACUUUCCCCUUCCUGUUUGCUGUGAUGUUUGGAGACUGUGGCCAUGGAGCUAUCAUGCUGAUUUUGGCCCUUUGGAUGGUCAUGAAUGAAAAAAGUUUGCUUGCCCAGAAGAACACCAAUGAGAUCUGGAACACCUUCUUCAAUGGACGAUAUUUGAUCUUGCUCAUGGGUUUCUUCUCUGUCUACACUGGCUUCAUAUACAAUGACUGUUUCUCCAAGGCUCUCAAUAUCUUUGGCUCCUCCUGGAGUGUUCGGUCCAUGUUUACAAAUGGCACAUGGAAUUCUCACUUGGUGGAAACCAAUCCCAUUUUGCAGCUGGACCCAGCUGUCCCUGGAGUAUUUUCUGGAAAUCCAUACCCAUUUGGGAUUGACCCGGUCUGGAACAUUGCUGCAAACAAACUCACAUUUUUGAACUCCUAUAAAAUGAAAAUGUCUGUCAUUUUGGGGAUCAUCCAGAUGGUUUUUGGGGUUAUUCUUAGUCUUUUCAACCACAUAUAUUUCAGGAAAACUAUAAAUAUCGUUCUACAAUUCAUUCCCGAGAUGAUCUUUAUCCUUUGUCUAUUUGGCUACCUCGUUUUUAUGGUCAUUUUUAAAUGGUGCCAGUAUGAUGUCUACACAUCCCGAAGUGCCCCAAGUAUUCUCAUCCAUUUCAUCAACAUGUUCCUGUUCAAUUAUGAUGAUCCAACCAGUAAGCCCUUGUAUGCACACCAGAAAGAAGUACAGAGUUUCCUGGUUAUUUUUGCUUUGAUUGCUGUGCCAUGGAUGCUCCUGAUUAAGCCUUUUAUCCUUAGAGCUAGACACCGGAAAUCUCAGGCCCUUCUUAACAAUGCUGCAGCAGACAUUGAAGCAGAUGGGUCCAGUCAUUCUAAGAGUGCUGGCAAGGAGAAUUCUGCUGGUGCCCAGGGGGGACAUGAUGACCAUGAAGAGGAGUUCAAUUUUGGAGACAUCUUUGUCCACCAAGCUAUCCACACCAUUGAGUACUGCCUGGGUUGCAUUUCCAACACAGCAUCUUAUCUUCGACUGUGGGCUCUCAGCCUGGCUCAUUCACAAUUGUCAGAAGUGCUCUGGACUAUGGUGAUGAACAUUGGUCUCCGCCAGAGAAGCUGGGGAGGUCUCAUUGGGGUCUUCAUCAUUUUUGCCUUCUUUGCUGUUCUGACUGUAGCCAUCCUUCUGGUCAUGGAGGGUCUCUCAGCCUUCUUACAUGCACUUCGACUUCACUGGGUCGAGUUCCAGAACAAAUUCUACAGUGGGUGCGGCUACAAGUUUACUCCCUUCUCUUUUAAAGUGAUCCUGGACGGCACAGCAGAGGAAUAGACCUAAAAUGCUGGUGGUAGCUCCCCAACUUCCUGGAUCAAGUCUCUCUUUCAAUUUAACAGAGUCUUUUCAAAAAUCAGUCCUAGGCAGGGAACUCAAAAGAGUCAUUGUUCUGGAUUAAUCUGACACAUAAAGCUUUGUUUUAUUUGGUUCUAAGCCUUGAGGUCUAUUCGGAUUUAACCAUACCCUAGACAAAAGAUUUCUGCUCUUGUGGGCCAAAGAGAGAGUGAGAGAAAGGUCUUUGGACCUAACCUGAGGUCCUGAAUAGUGAAUCAGGUAAACAGGAUGCUAGAGAAACAAAGAAACAGAAGCUUAUUAAUAGAAUAUUUAGAGCAAAAAUGGGGCAUUAGAGAUCACUAAAAUUGACAUUGCCCUAUUCCCAUUUUACGGAUGUAGAAACUAGAAGCAAAGGAAAACUGGCGUAGCUGGUGGCAGAGCCAGGACAAUAGACUAUAUACUGAGUACCUGGCUGGGACUUAGUCUAUUCUACCACACUAUCUUUCACCAUCUGUCAAGAAAGUACUUUUUGUGAUUUUCUGUUUAU
Molecule: messenger RNA, 3240 nt
Organism: Sarcophilus harrisii (Tasmanian devil)
Lineage: Eukaryota; Metazoa; Chordata; Mammalia; Dasyuromorphia; Dasyuridae
Gene: ATP6V0A4
Product: ATPase H+ transporting V0 subunit a4
Exons: 21
Coding region: 186-2696 (836 amino acids)
Biological process (GO): proton transmembrane transport; vacuolar acidification
Cellular component (GO): vacuolar proton-transporting V-type ATPase complex; vacuolar proton-transporting V-type ATPase, V0 domain; plasma membrane
Molecular function (GO): proton-transporting ATPase activity, rotational mechanism; ATPase binding
Source: RefSeq, a predicted model, not a curated record